Oncorhynchus masou masou (cherry salmon) is the source of this 8951-nucleotide messenger RNA. RefSeq names its product neurobeachin a (gene nbeaa). The annotation marks the transcript as partial. Gene Ontology annotation, cellular component: cytosol; membrane. Gene Ontology annotation, biological process: intracellular protein localization. The record is from RefSeq and is a predicted model, not a curated record. NCBI's taxonomy places the organism in Eukaryota, Metazoa, Chordata, Actinopteri, Salmoniformes, Salmonidae. Gene Ontology annotation, molecular function: protein kinase binding. The transcript is spliced from 64 exons.
CUCCAGCUAGUGGGAGGUGAGUUUGACCUCGAGAUGAACUUCAUCAUUCAGGACAGUGAGAGUAUCGGCUGUAUGGUCGACCUACUCUCCCACUGCGAAGUCACCUGCCAAGCUGAGGUGUGGUCCAUGUUCACAGCCAUCCUGAGGAAGAGUGUGAGGAACCUUCAGACCAGCACAGAGGUGGGCCUCAUACAACAGGUCCUGUCCAAGAUGAGCUCUGUGGACGACAUGAUCGCAGAUCUGCUAGUGGAUAUGCUGGGGGUGAUGGCCAGCUACAGCAUCACAGUGAAGGAGCUGAAGCUUCUAUUCAGUAUGCUGAGGGGAGACAACAGUAUCUGGCCUAGACAUUCUAUCAAGUUGUUGUCCGUGUUGAACCAGAUGCCUCAGAGACACGGUCCAGACACCUUCUUCAACUUCCCUGGUCGCAGUGCAGCGGCCAUAGCGUUGCCUCCCAUCGCUAAGUGGCCUUACCAGAACGGCUUCACUCUCAACACCUGGUUCAGACAAGAUCCCCUCAACAACAUCAACGUAGACAAGGACAAACCAUACCUCUACUGUUUUCGGACCAGUAAAGGUGUUGGUUACUCAGCUCACUUUGUGGGGAACUGUCUGAUCGUGACAUCACUCAAGUCCAAGGGGAAAGGCUUCCAACACUGUGUGAAGUACGACUUUCAACCCCGCAAGUGGUACAUGAUCAGCAUCGUCCACAUCUAUAAUCGCUGGAGGAACAGUGAGAUCCGUUGCUAUGUCAACGGUCAGCUGGUCUCCUAUGGCGACAUGGCCUGGCACGUCAACACCAAUGACAGUUAUGAUAAGUGUUUUCUAGGUUCGUCAGAGACAGCAGAUGCUAACAGGGUGUUCUGUGGUCAGCUGGGGGCCAUCUACGUGUUCAGUGAGGCUCUCAACCCCGCUCAGAUCUUCGCCAUACAUCAACUGGGUCCGGGCUACAAGAGCACCUUUAAGUUUAAGUCGGAGAGUGAUAUCCACCUGGCCGAGCACCAUAAGCAGGUCCUGUAUGAUGGGAAGCAGGCCAGCUCCAUCUCUUUCACCUACAACGCCAAGGCCACCGACGCGCAGCUCUGUCUGGAGUCAUCGCCCAGAGAGAACGCAUCCAUCUUCGUUCACUCACCACACGCACUCAUGCUGCAGGAUGUGAAGGCCAUAGUGACCCACUCCAUCCACAGUGCCAUCCAUUCUAUAGGAGGGAUUCAGGUCCUCUUCCCUCUCUUUUCACAACUGGACUACAGACAACUCAACGACAGCUCUGUGGACACCAGCGUGUGUGCCACCCUGCUAGCGUUCCUAGUUGAGCUGUUGAAGAGCUCCGUGGCCAUGCAGGAACAGAUGCUGGGGGGCAAAGGAUUCCUAGUGAUCGGGUACCUGCUGGAGAAGUCGUCCAGGGUCCACAUCACCAGAGCGGUCCUGGAACAGUUCUUGUCCUUUGCUAAGUACCUGGACGGUUUAACCCACGGAGCACCACUCCUCAAACAGCUGUGUGACCACGUCCUCUUCAACGCUGCCAUCUGGAUACACACACCCGCCAAAGUCCAGCUGUCCCUGUACACCUACCUGUCUGCGGAGUUCAUUGGCACGGCGACCAUCUACAGCACUAUCCGUCGCGUCGGUACCGUGCUGCAGCUGAUGCACACACUGAAGUACUACUACUGGGCCAGCAACCCACUGGAGAGCAGCGGCAUCACACCGAAAGGACUGGAUGGACCGAGGCCGUCCCAGAAGGAGAUCAUCUCUCUCAGAGCCUUCAUGCUGCUGUUCCUCAAACAACUCAUACUCAAGGAUCGGGGAGUGAAGGAAGAUGAGCUACAAAGCAUCCUGAACUACCUGCUCACCAUGCAUGAGGAUGAUAAUAUCCAUGAUGUUCUUCAGUUGUUGGUGGCUCUGAUGUCAGAACACCCAGCCUCCAUGAUCCCAGCCUUCUCGGCAUACGAUAGUUCCAGGGUGAUCUGUAAACUCCUAGCCUCUAACAGUGAGAACAUCAGAGUCCAGGCUCUCAAAGUCCUGGGAUACUUCCUCAAACACCUCGGACACAAGAGGAAGGUGGAGAUCAUGCACACACACAGCCUGUUCACCCUGCUGGGAGAGAGGCUGAUGAUCCACACCAACACAGUCAGCGUCACCACCUACAACACACUCUAUGAGAUUCUGACGGAACAGGUGUGUACCCAGGUAGUCCACAAGCCUCACCCAGAACCUGACUCCACCGUCAAGAUACAGAACCCCAUGAUACUGAAGGUGGUAGCGACCUUGUUGAAGAGCUCCAGUCCCAGUACUGAACUGAUGGAGGUCAAGACACUGUUCCUGUCUGACAUGAUCAAACUGUUCAGCAGCAGCCGAGAGAACAGACGGUGUCUGUUGCAGUGUUCAGUGUGGCAGGACUGGAUGUUCAGUCUGGGUUACAUCAACCCCAAGAGCCCAGAGGAACAGAAAAUGAUGGAGAUGGUCUAUAACAUCUUCAGGAUCCUGCUCUACCACGCCAUCAAGUAUGAGUGGGGGGGAUGGAGGGUCUGGGUGGAUACCUUGUCCAUCGCUCACUCCAAGGUAACGUACGAGGCCCAUAAGGAGUACCUGGCUAAGAUGUACGAGGAGUACCAGCGACAGGAGGAGGAGAACAUCAAGAAGGGGAAGAAAGGUUCUGUCUCCACCAUCUCCGGCCUCUCGGCCACGCCCGCCCCCGUCGUCAACGGCAACCUGGAGAUCCGCGAGCUGGACGACCACUCCCAGAGUCAGACCCCCGAGAGUGAGGCCGAGUACGGAGAGGGAGGAGCAGGAGGGGUCUCCAGGAAUCUGCUUGCUGAGGGAGGGGUUGGGUUGGGCGUGAAGGUACCCAACAGAGAGGCAUUGACCCCUGGGGAGGAAGGUCAGGGGUCAGGCGUUAGGGUCGAAGUUCAUGACCUCCUGGUGGAUAUCAAGGCGGAGAAGGUGGAGGCCACAGAGGUCAAACUAGAUGACCUGGAUCUGUCUCCAGAAGGGAUGGUCGGAGGAGGAGGAGGAGGAGGAGGAGGAUUGGGAGGAGGAGGGAUAGGAGGAGGGAGGAUAGAGAACGGGCCCCUGGUGGAGGUGGACUCCCUGCUGGACAGCGCCUACAGUGCCGUGGUGCAGAAGCUGAAAGGGAACCACGGUAACCUGACAUCUAAAGAUGAGACGGUGGUCACGGGGCUGGGCGCCAUAGAGGAUGAUGGGAACAUGGGUCCCCUCAUCACCCUUGCCGACGAGAAAGACAGUGUCCCUAGCAAUAACGGAUUCCUCUUCAGCAAGGUUGAUGAGAAGCUGCUUCCAGCACUGGCCACCACAGACCCUCUGGUUCUGCCCAGCCCGGACCAGCCCAACCCCUUAGGCUCUGUCCCCUCCUCCACCAACGCCAGCGACGACCUGAGUCUCCUCGCCCACAUGACCUCCUGCAGGGGCUCAGACCUGAACCAAGCCCAGGGAGGGCUCCCCGAGGUCGGGCCCUUCAAGAUCCAGAGCCCCCUGGCUGACAUCAGCUCCAUUGCCCAGAGAGAGAGCCAGGCAGCUGAGAUCCAGGGCUACCCAGGGAGAGAGGGUCCGUCUGGGGCAGAUGGAGAGGUGGCAGGGGGUAAGGCUGGAGGUGACACGGUGAGCACCACGUCCGAUACAGAAAGGUCUGAUGAUGGGAAGGAGAUGAAGAUCCAGACCACGGCCACUACUCAGGCUCUCCACGGUCGUGCAGCGGCCCAGUUGGAACGUGACCUGCGUGUGGACCUGGGCUUCAGAGGUAUGCCCAUGACAGAGGAGCAGCGACGCCAGUUCAGCCCCGGGCCUCGCACCACCAUGUUCCGUAUCCCAGAGUUCAAGUGGUCCCCCAUGCACCAGCGCCUCCUCACUGACCUGCUGUUCGCCCUGGAGACAGACGUACACGUCUGGAGGAGCCAUUCAACCAAGUCAGUAAUGGACUUUGUGAACAGCAAUGAGAACAUCAUCUUUGUCCACAACACUAUACACCUCAUCUCUCAGAUGGUGGACAACAUCAUCAUCGCCUGUGGAGGGAUCCUCCCUCUGCUCUCUGCAGCCACCUCCCCCUCUAGUUCUAAGGUUAGUACGAACACUAAGGCGGGAGGAGAAGGAGGAGCCGACUCCCACAAAGGGUCAAAGGGCGAGGAGGUGACCCCUGUUCCGGGGGGCGAAGGGACAGGGGGAGAGGUUGAGUUAGAGAACAUGGAGUUGACCCAGGGCAUGUCUUCAGAGACUGCGGUGUCCUUUCUGUCUCGGCUCAUGGCCAUGGUGGACGUUCUGGUGUUCGCCAGCUCCCUCAACUUCUCUGAGAUAGAGGCUGAGAAGAACAUGUCCUCUGGAGGUCUGAUGAGACAGUGUCUACGACUGGUAUGUUGUGUAGCCGUGAGGAACUGUCUCGAGUGUAGACAGAGACAGAGAGAUAGAGAUAUUGGUUGUCUCUCCAAGUCUAACCUGUCCAGCAGCAAGUCACAGGACAGCCUACAGAGCUCUGCUGCAGCUAGCAAGGAUCCAGACAGACUUCUACAGGACGUUGACAUCAACCGCCUCAGAGCUGUCGUCUUCAGAGACGUGGAUGACAGUAAGCAGGCUCAGUUCCUGGCCCUGGCGGUGGUCUACUUCAUAUCUGUCCUGAUGGUGUCAAAGUACCGGGACAUCCUGGAACCACAGAGAGAGAUUGGCAGGUCAAGCAGCCUAUCAGGGAGGAGCAUCCGCCACGAGAUCAACUCCCCCACUAGUACAGAGCACCCGUCGUCCUCCUUUUCUGAGGGUGGCCGGGGUGAGAAGCAGACCCCCACCUCCAUGGAGGACUCUCCGUUGGCCUCUUUACCCCACACCGACUCAGGCAUUGGGGAGGAGGGCCACGGCCCUGGAGGUCUGAACGGAGCCGAGCUGGGCCUGGGGCUGGGGAUGGCAGGCAGGGAGACGGACAGAGAUAGACACAGAGAGAGGGAUGGAGGCGGAGGGGAUCUACUGUGUACCCUGUCAUCGGAGGUUAGGAGGUCAAGGGAGAGCCUAUUGGACUCUCCUCAUAACCCUAACUCCGCCUCCAAUCUUGGUCAAGCACCUCCCUCGUCGAUCUCAAGCAUCAGCCAGACUAACAAGGGCAUCAACGUCAAGGAGAUUCUGAAGAGCCUUGUGGCCGCGCCCCUGGACGGUGGGGAGGCGGGACAGGAAGUUGGUCCCACCCCCUACCACCCCGAUCCCGCCCUCAAGACACACCCCAUGCUGCCCAUGCAGUUCCACUCAUUCGACAGGUCUGUGAUGGUACCAGUCAAGAAGCCCCCUCCCGGCACCCUGUCAGUCAACACUGUGGGCACGCCCACCACCAGCGGCGCGGCCACACCAGGAAGUACACCAAACAUCUUCGCUGCUGCCACGGCAACGCCCAAGAGCAUGAUCAACACCACAGGUGCCACUGACUCUGCCUCUUCUUCCUCUUCUUCUUCCUCAUCCUUCGUCAACGGUGCGACCAGUAAGAACCUACCAGCCGUACAGACAGUGGCUCCCAUGACCGAAGACACCGUUGACAGCAUGAGUGUCUAUUGUGAGGUGGAGCAGUGUGAGCUGCGCAGCGGUUUGACUCCUCCUGAACUCAAGCCCUUUAGCUCUCUGGCAGGCUUCCAGACGGCCCCCCGCGAUGCAGGACAGUGUCUUAGUAUCACCACUAAGUUGGAGCGUGCCCUGGAGAAGGUGGCCCCCCUCCUGAGGGAGAUCUUUGUGGACUUUGCUCCGUUCCUCUCUAGGACCCUGUUGGGUAGCCACGGCCAGGAGCUGCUCAUUGAAGGUCUGGUCUGUAUGAAGUCCAGUACUUCAGUAGUAGAGCUGGUCAUGCUGCUCUGUUCUCAGGAGUGGCAGAACUCUAUCCAGAAGAACGCUGGGCUGGCCUUCAUAGAGCUCAUCAAUGAGGGAAGAUUGCUGUGCCAUGCCAUGAAGGACCACAUUGUGCGUGUGGCCAACGAAGCUGAGUUCAUCCUCAACAGACAGAGAGCUGAAGACGUACACAAACACGCUGAGUUUGAGUCUAACUGUGCCCAGUACGCUGCUGACAGGAGGGAGGAGGAGAGGAUGUGUGAUCACCUGAUCAGCGCUGCCAAGCACAGGGACCAUGUGACCGCCAACCAAUUGAAACAGAAGAUACUCAACAUCCUGACCAAUAAGCACGGGGCGUGGGGCACGAUGUCACAGAGCCAAUUACAUGACUUCUGGCGUCUGGAUUACUGGGAGGAUGACCUGAGGAGAAGGCGGAGAUUCGUACGGAACCCCUUUGGCUCCACCCACCCUGACGUGUCACUCAAAGCCCUGGAGGACUAUGGUACUGAGGAGGAGGAAGAGGAGGGGCUAAAGUCUAAGAAGACGUUCCGCAGCCAGUCAGUGGUCAGUCAGAACCCGGAGGCGGAGCUUAUGCUGGAAGGAGAUGACGACGCUGUCAGUCUGCUGCAGGAGAAAGAGAUGGACAACCUGGCAGGCCCUGUGGUGCUCAGUACUCCAGCCCAGCUGGUUUCUCCAGUAGUGGUGGUCCACGGGACUCUCUCCAUCACCACCACAGAGAUCUACUUUGAGGUGGACGAGGACGACCCGGGCUUCAAGAAGAUCCACACCAAGGUCCUGGCCUACUCCGAGGGUCUACAUGGCAAGUGGAUGUUCAGUGAGAUCAGAGCUGUUUUCUCCAGAAGAUACCUGCUCCAGAACACUGGUCUAGAGGUCUUCAUGGCCAACCGCACGUCUGUGAUGUUCAACUUCCCCGACCAGGCUACAGUGAAGAGGGUAGUCUACAGCCUACCCAGGGUGGGAGUAGGAACCAGCUACGGACUGCCUCAGGCCAGGCGUAUCUCCUUAGCAACGCCUCGUCAGCUGUUUAAGUCGUCCAACAUGACCCAACGCUGGCAGAGGAGGGAGAUCUCCAACUUCUCAUGUAGGAAGGUCAUCAUGUUUCUCAACACCAUCGCUGGGAGGACUUACAAUGAUCUGAACCAGUACCCAGUGUUUCCUUGGGUUCUCACUAACUAUGAGUCAGAGGAGCUGGACCUCACUCUGCCCGGCAACUUCAGAGACCUAUCCAAGCCAAUCGGAGCGUUGAACCCGAAGCGAGCUGUGUUUUAUGCAGAACGCUAUGAUACCUGGGAGGAGGACGGAACGCCUCCGCAUCACUACGGCUCCCUCUACUCUACCGCUAACACCACACUGCUCUGGAUGCUGCGGAUAGAGCCCUUCACCACAUUCUUCCUGAAUGCCAAUGAGAACCAGUUUGACCACCCUGACAGAGCCUUCUCUGGCAUCGCACGGGCAUGGAGGGACUGCCAACGAGACACCGCUGACGUCAAGGAGUUGAUCCCAGAGUUCUACUACCUUCCAGAGAUGUUUGUUAACAGUAGUGGUUUUGAGCUGGGACAGAGAGAGGACGGGACACCUGUGUCUGACAUAGAACUGCCAGCCUGGGCCAAGAAACCUGAGGACUUUGUACGCAUCAACCGCAUGGCGUUGGAGAGUGAGUUUGUGUCGUGCCAGCUGCACCAGUGGAUAGAUCUGAUAUUUGGUUAUAAGCAGCGAGGGCCCGAGGCUGUACGAGCUCUCAAUGUCUUCCAUUUCCUGUCCUACGAGGGCUCCGUCACUUUGGAUACCAUCGCCGACCCCGCACAGCGGGAGUUGAUGGAGACCCAGAUCCAGACAUGUGGUCAGACUCCAUCCCAGCUGCUGAUCGAGCCACACCCCCCUCGCUCCUCUGCCAUGCACCUGUGUUUUCUUCCUCAGAGUCCUCUGAUGUUUAAGGACCAGAUGCAGCAGGAUGUGAUCAUGGUGCUGAAGUUCCCCUCCAACUCCCCUGUGACCCACGUAGCUGCCAACACCCUGCCCCACCUCUCUGUCCCUGCUGCUGUCACCGUCACCUGCAGCAGACUGUUCGCUGUCAACCGUUGGCACAACACCGUCGGUCUGCGGGGCGCUCCAGGUUACUCCCUAGAACAGGCUCAUCACCUGCCGAUAGAGAUGGACCCUCUCAUUGCCAACAACUCAGGUGUGAGUAAGCGUCAGAUCACAGACCUGGUGGACCAGAGCAUCCAGAUCAACACACACUGCUUCGUGGUUACCGCCGACAACCGCUACAUCCUGGUCUGUGGCUUCUGGGACAAGAGCUUCAGAGUCUACUCUACCGAGACAGGUAAGCUGACCCAGAUAGUGUUUGGCCACUGGGACGUGGUGACUUGCCUGGCCCGGUCAGAGAGCUACAUCGGGGGGGACUGUUACAUCGUGUCGGGGUCCAGAGACGCUACCCUGCUGCUGUGGUACUGGAGCGGACGCCAUCACAUCAUAGGAGACAACCCCAACAACAGUGACUACCCUGCUCCUAGAGCCGUGCUGACGGGUCACGACCAUGAGGUGGUGUGUGUGUCCGUCUGCGCUGAGCUGGGACUGGUCAUCAGUGGGGCCAAAGAGGGCCCAUGUCUGGUCCAUACUAUAACAGGGGAUCUGCUGAGGGCCCUGGAGGGCCCAGAGUUGUGCCUGAGGCCCCGCCUCAUCUCUGUGUCCAGCGAGGGCCACUGUAUCAUCUGUUAUGAGAGAGGACGCUUCUGUAACUUCAGCAUCAACGGGAAACUACUGGCUCAGAUGGAGGUCAACGACUCCACACGGGCGAUCCUGUUGAGUAGUGACGGUCAGAACCUGGUGACAGGAGGAGACAACGGGGUGGUGGAGGUGUGGCAGGCCUGUGACUUCAAACAGCUCUACAUCUACCCAGGCUGUGACGCUGGCAUCCGCGCCAUGGACCUCUCUCACGACCAGAGAACUCUGAUCACUGGCAUGGCGUCUGGCAGCAUCGUAGCUUUCAACAUCGACUUCAACCGCUGGCACUACGAACACCAGAACAGGUACUGAGGAGAGGAGGAUGAAGAGGAGGAUGAAGAGGAGGAGAGGAUGGAGAGGAGGAUGGAGAGGAGGAUGAAGAGGAGGAUGACGAGGAGGAUGAAGAG